AUGAUGGCCGACCCCACGAUCCACAGCGUGUUUAGCUUCAAGGUAGGCGUCGGCAAGACGACUGUCACCGCCAACCUAGCGGCCACGCUGGCGGCGCAGGGGUGGCGCGUUCUCCUCGUCGACGGCGACCCGCAGGCGAAUCUGACAGGGUUCAUGACGCGUUACGGCAAGCAGGAGGCCCUGGAGGCCAACGACGUCAAGGUGCAGGAGGUGGAGGACGUCAAGGUGCAGGAGGAGGAGCCCGUCUUUGAGAGCACCGGUGGCUCUCUUCCUUCGUCCGAGCAGUCCUCGCAGGCGUGGUGGGAUGAAGGCAAACCCGGUCUGGUCGAGCCGCACAAAGAAGAGGCAGACGCCAUGAACGUCGGUGGCUUCGGCGAGCCCGGGCUCGACAUGGCCGAGUUUCUGAAGACAGUGAAGAGCUAUGAAAAGCCUUUUGGCACGCUGCCACCACCCGUCCUCCUGAACGGCUACCGCAAGCUUGGCCUGAUCAAGGGCACGCCAAACAUCGUCGACUGGGAGAAGGUCGCCAACAUCGAUCAAGUGGAAGUCCCAACGCUAGGGCGUCUGCGAAGCGGCUUGCUCGAGCUCGGCGAGGGAUUUGACUUCAUCCUAAUUGAUCUCCCGCCCGCUAUCUCGGAUCUGAACAAGCUCUUCCUGACGUGCUCGGACUACAUCCUCAUGCCGGUGGCGUGCGACUCGUACUCGGCCGACACGCUCUUCCAGAUGUUCAAGGGCGACACGGAGAGCGUGCUGCAUAAGAUGAUGAAGUACAUGACCAAGGGGAGCACGAAGCAGGCGGGGGGCAUCAACAAGAAGAAGGCCGGCGGGUACGAGGACCCGGUAACCGGCGACUUCAUUCCUCGCUUCGAGCGCAGCAUCGGUUUGUAUCCUGUCCUGAUGAACCGGUGCCAGAAGAGCAAGGGCUACCAGUCAAUGCACAAGAUCUCGACCAAGUGGUACAACGGCUUUGAGCGCUUUCUGAAUGGCGUGACCCUCCCUUCCGGGUUUGAGUGGGUGAACGACUCCUGCCGCGUCGUCGGAGCCUUCAACGAGAGCGUCGCUCUCAGCAAGCUCCAAGUGGAGAAGCUGCCCGUGGUCCUCUCCAACUCGCUCGCCGUCGCAGAGGUCACCCUACGCGACUCGUUGCUUGCGCUAUCCAGCAUGCUGAUUGUCACGACGGCCGACCAGCUCGAGCGCACCAACCCCGACUUGAUGCGCGUCUGCAAGGCGAGGCAGGGCUGCUCGCAUGGACACCGCGGCUUGACAGCCUCGGAGUGCCUCGGACAGGUGCCUCACUUUCGGAUGGCGGCAAAGCAUAUGCCAGCCGAGCUUAAGCCCCGAUCCCCGCUCGAUGAGACGCUGAUUGAGCUGGUCGAGCGAAUGGUCUACGAGACGAAGAAGCACACGCAAACCAUUCCCAGCACCGGGCGGAGCAAGAAGACGCUCACGUUCCGGGAGCUCCUUUACGACCAAACCAUCAGCGAGGUGGAUGUCACCGAGCACAUGGGUGCGAUCAGUAGCACCUGGGACGGCUACAAGCUCAAGUACGUGAACGGCAGGAUCACCAACGGUGACGUCGAUUUCGCAUUAGUCGACGGCAGCGACGACACGGUCGCGAAGGUGGAGGCAAAGAUGAUCGACUCCAAGCAGUCCACCGAGAAGGACUUUGAUGUGAUGCAAGCCGCCAACCACAACAAGUCUUUGAAGGCAAUCUACGGCAUCGUCUUUGAGAAGGUCGAGGGGCCGGGCAGCGGCGCUUUCAGCGACGUCAAGCAGAUUGCGCUUUACAAGUGGACAAAGCCGGAGGCAACUAAGCCCGCCCAGCCCGUGCUGUUCUGCUUCAUUCCGGGCGAGCACUUGAGGGAGGGUGCAGACGCGGACCUGGCGACGGCGUUCUCCAACAGCGAGGUGCAGAUGUACGGAGACGGCUCCAACAUGCAGGCUCCCCAUUAA
Messenger RNA from Emiliania huxleyi CCMP1516, 1953 nucleotides. RefSeq lists its product as hypothetical. The transcript has 4 exons. The coding region runs from base 1 to 1953 and encodes 650 amino acids. Lineage: Eukaryota; Haptophyta; Isochrysidales; Noelaerhabdaceae. The record is from RefSeq and is a predicted model, not a curated record.